Frieseomelitta varia is the source of this 7072-nucleotide messenger RNA. RefSeq lists its product as uncharacterized. Lineage: Eukaryota; Metazoa; Arthropoda; Insecta; Hymenoptera; Apidae. Bases 326 to 7039 code for a protein of 2237 amino acids. The record is from RefSeq and is a predicted model, not a curated record. The transcript is spliced from 8 exons.
GAUCGUGAAUCCUCCAUCUCGCGCUCUUGCUCAUUUGUCAUCGAGCAUGCACGUACCCUCGCUGUCGUCAAUUGUUAUCUCGAAAAUCGUUCGGCAAACGAAGUCCCUUCUCAAACGGAGAAGCCCGGGUGCGAACAAAAUUAACGUGAACGAACGAAAAUCCUGAAACUCCUUGAAAUUCCCUUGGGUGAUUCCCCUCGAGAGCGGAUUGUUUUCGGUGAUCGUGAGCGCUUCAAUCAAAGGACUAAACGAUCGACGAUGAUCGGCCCUCGCGCAAUCGACGACACGCUGGUCCACCGGCUCCUUCGGCAAUUUCGCGUUCCUAAUGCCUAGCUUCCUCGGACGUUACCUUGGUAUUUCCAGUCAAACCGAACGAUUGAUAAUGAACAUCCUGGGCCUGGUCAAUAGCACGCUAGAUUGGAGUGCCAUUAAAUGGAGCAACAAGCUCGAACAAAUUUGGAACUUGUCCCUGUCGCAGGGGACGCUUAUUUUCGACACUAUCGGCGAGGAUACUAUUAAAACUGUUCUAUCAUGGAUCGUAAUCACGCGAAUCGUCAUCGCCCACCUGUACACAUUCUCCUACAUGAUCAAUCUUUAUCCGAUAUUAACGUCGAGACGACCGAACUUGCUGCUGCCCUGGCUGAUCCUCAGCUUUUUCAAAAACGUCGUGUUGGAGGUAAUCGUAAUCGCCGUUGGUCUUCUGCUUUGGUACGACAAGAGAUUUUCGUUGACAAUUUUCGUCGAAUUCGUCCUCGUGAAGGUGAUCCCUUUGAUCGUUUUCAGCUACAUCUGGUACUCCAACUCCUGCCUGUUCCUGGAGCAACGUCACCUGGAGAAGAUGCGAAUGUUGAAAAGAAUGAGGAGCGACCCGAAUCUGAUUGUCAGUCGGCUGUGCUCGAAGUUGGUUGACUCCAAGUACAGAACCCGGUCGCUGACCACAUUGAUAUCCUGCGAGAGCUAUGAGACGUACGACAGCAGCGACACUAUCUCGCGGAUCAUCGACGACCCGAGUCUAACACCGGGCCAGAAAGCGGCGAGGAUCCUUGGACUGACCGACCAGGACAUCGCCGAGGCGCGCAUCAGGAUCAAGGAGAGGGCUGUUCGCCAAAAAUUGUCGGAGGAGGACGACGACUCGCUGGAAAGAACCGCGAAACGGAACGUGUCCCGAUACUUUUUCGACGAGUACGACUGGAACGUGAUGGAGGACAAACGCGCGAAAAGAAACGUGGAUAAAGUCGCGAUCGUGGAUGAAACGAUGGAGGAGGAUAAGAUGGAUGAAAUCGCUGAUGAAGAUGAUCGUGAGGAAAAUGAAAUCUCGAUCACCAGCGAUAAAAUUAACGAAAGCGAAAGAAAAGCGGAGGAUCGAGUCGCGACGGACGAAACGACGAGUGAUAAAAAUGAAAAUGAAACGGCGGCGGAUCGAGUUACGAUGGAUGUAAUUCAGAAAAAUCCAUCCACGUCCUCGAUAAACCUCGUGGACCUACGGAAUCCAUCCUUCCAACAUUCAUCGACGAAGGAAAAAGGAGGAACAGACUUUCCAGAGACGAAUGGCACGAAGCAAACGGAGCUGCAUCCAUCCGAUCACGCGGAGAACUUCGAUCAACAUGGCUGCCCUUCUUCAACCGAGCGAGACUGGUCACCCGUGAAUCUUUCGAAGCACACGGAACAAAGCGUAGAGAAAAGUAGCAGCUCCGUGAAACUGCGAUCGCUGUUCGGCUGCAAUUGUAUCGUCGACGAUUAUCUGUACAACAAGACACUGGAGGAGUAUUGCCUCUCGAACGGCUCCGUAAUGAGGAACUCCACGCCUAACGAGAGCAUCGACGAAGACAAGAUGACGAGAGAUGUGGAGGACGAUUGCAAAAAUUCGAAAAGCACAACCUAUCACUCGUGCUUGGACAAUAUCGAUCGAAAUAAUACCGAGAAUCAAAGAGCAGAGUUUACCAUGGACAACAGUUUACCUUUGAUAGAGAAACUGUUGCAAAAUGAUUUGAACAUAUUGAAAAGUGUCCGAAGGGGCAAUCAGUUGCCAAAGUUGGAGAACAGUAAACCGAACGAUAAACCGAUGCACGAGGUUCUCAACAUCUCGGACAUUUUGAAGGAUCUGAACGUGACGAGGAACGUGGUGACGAACUUUGGGAUCUUGAAGGUUGCCGAAUCUGACGAAAGCGAGUUGAAGGCUGACGGUGAAAUAAAAAGGGCUGUGGUUUCUAUGCCCGUUGCCGACGGUAUUGUGAAUACCGUGCAGAGGGGCGAACGAAAUACCGAGAAGAACGUAGUAAAAGUGAACUCUUUCAGCGACACGAAUAUCCCAAGGUUCUUCAAAGAUUCGAUGAAAGUUUUCGACGGUUGUUACGAGAAGGACUUCGCCAAUAACACCGAACUCCAGUGUUUGCUCCGACAGUUGGAGAAGAAGAAGUGGAGCAUAUUUCCAGCACAGCUUGGCCAAGACGCGUUGAUACCCUCGAACGUCUUGAAGGAGCAAAACGAUCAAGACAAUUCGUCGUCGACUGUGCGAGACUUGAGAAUCGUUGGGCUGCCUAACGAUCAUAAUUUCAGUACGAUGAAGAGAUACGAAAUCUCGGAGGCAACCAACGACGAAACGCAGCUUGCCCCUGAAAUCGUACAAACAAACGAGCAAUCCCGCGACGAUUUCUCCGUCGUAUUGAGCAACGCUCUAAAGCCAAGUGCCGCGAGCUUCGCGAAGGACGCCCACACGCAGACCGAGAACGACCUCGAUCAGAGAAGUUCCACCAGCAACCUCGUCGAAGCACAGAAGAAGCACAGAAAGACGUUCUUCAAGUCCAAACGUACGAAAGAACCGUCUGAAGAAAGACGCGUGUCGCCGAUCGCGAAUCACCGCGAACGCAAGAGCGACUCGCGUACGCGAGGCUCGAAGAGGUUGCCAGUUGCGCAGAAGGGUGAAAAGUCGACGAAGCCGGGAGCCGAGAACCCGAGGAAACAGUCCGACGAGAGUGUCUGCGAGUGCAGAGCUCAGUCGCGGAGAGACAGCAGCGACAAAAGAUGCGAGAUAAACAAGAAAUGCUUGACGAGAUGCAAGGUGGAGACGUUCGGGACGAUACCGUUCUCGCAGGUGGUCCGGCCGGCGAUAUUCGACUCGGUGAUCUAUCGCAGGAAACAACCGCCGUCGUGCACGCGGAGGACGAAGAACGAGGCCGGGAACGUUUCCACCGCUGCGAAUUCGAAAAGGACGCCGACCACUUUGAAGAAACAUUCGGAGACGUCGAAGACGGCGGUGCACAGCUCGAAGAAAUUCAAGUGGAAGAGCCCGAGAGUGGGGAAUGAGGGGGAGAGGGAAGCUCGGGAGAUGAGAGCCCUGAAGGCGUACAACGAGGUGACGCUGCUGAAGGACAAGAAGGAGCUGGAAGCUAGGAAGAGACCCAACGCGGGAAGGCAGUCGGCUGCAGCCGCGAGUCCUGAAAGCUCGAGAACUCACUCGGAUCGUAGCAGGAAGAGGAACGUCCCCCGGAACGUGGACGACUAUUACGACAAGGAGAACUUGUUCGUGGACGCGACCACGGAGACCGAGCCGUUGCUGAACGUGGAUAGUAAAACGUUCGUCACGACGAGGAAAGCGUUGCUCUCCGAAAAGUACUCUUGCUCCAGCAAGCUGUCCAAGGUGAGAAAAAUCGCCGACAAACUGCUGUUGGACAAUUUCGAUCGGUUGCGCGGUGCACAGGCGAAGCAGAGUGUGAAGAGCAAGAGGAUUGGGGACGAAGUGGAGACGAAGAACCAGCACACCAAGUACAGCAGACCGAAGAAAUUGACAAAGGAGGAGGGGGAGAGCAACGAUGGCUCCAUGGUUUCGAUGAGGAAGUUGGAAGGCACGCAGAAAGGUCGAGAAUUGGAGAGGAUACCCGCCAAGAAGGACGUCAGAGAUCCUCCGGAGAUCCCUGCAAUGUCUUCUGACGUAAACUCCUUUUGUCGUAUUCUCGUUGUGAACGAACGAGACAAGGAGACUUCGACCUCUGCGAACCUCUCCGUAGACUUUGGCGGCCAAGCUGGAUCCUUGCUGACGGUGAUGAAGCCUACGACGACUCAAGACGUUGCCUUCUCGUGCUCUUCCAGCACCAUUGAUCAGGAGGAUGAACCAUACUUCCCGGAACAAGACGAUGCCAACACACAGACGAUCGAACAUGGAGCAAGAAGACCACUCGAACUCGAGGAGGAACAUCAAACCGAGGAUCACAAAAAGGAAAAUGAAUUAGUAUCAAAAACUUGCGAAGACGUCAAGGAAGGACUUGCACCAAUACUAGAGAUCAAAGACCAGCCGAGUACAGAGUUUCAAGCAACAUUUGAAACCCACCAGAAAGAAUCUGAUUCCGUAUUAAAAACGGAGGAUCAGCUAAAAAAAUUUGAAUCAGAAGACCAAACAGAGGGAAUUGAUCCAACAUCGAACACAGAGGAGGAACAUCGACAGGAGACUUCAAAUAUCAGAGACAAAUAUUGUCAAAAACAAGUGGAAGGUGAUGAAAAGGAAGAAACGAAAGAACCGAAAGUUUUCUCACAGCCCGUAAAAGGUGAAACAGAUGUUGCACGGAACGAAGCAGAAGAAGAUAUUGUCGAGGUAUUGCUGAACGAACCCGAAACGAUCACGCGGAGAGUAAUCUCGAAUCUGUCGGAUCUCGGUGGGUUCGACAUCAACUACGUGAUUUUAAACAGUUCCGAGGCUUCGAGAGAGAACGACACCCCGGUGUGGGACAUCGUGGACGAAGACACCGUGAGAACCCUGCACAACAUGUUCGCCUAUCGGUCGUUGGACGCCAGUUUCGACUUGUCGAGUGAGUUUUACACGAUGGAGGAGAUUUUGAACGGCAGGCAGACGGUGUCGUCGUCGUCGUCGUCGGACGAAUUUAUCUUCCAACCGAGCAGAAACUCGUGGAGCCUUCCCAUGUACGAGCACACCGCUCUCCGCGUGAUUCGUCCGCAUCGAAGAGGCGUGGAAGAGGGAGAAGACGACGGUGAGAAUUCACUCUGCGACUUCUGCAUCACCGCCAUCGAUCACGAGGAUCUGCUCGAGAUCGACGAUCUCGAGGACAACGAUGAGCACCGGAUCGUCAGCGAGCUCGGAUUGAACGACUUUCUGACCCAGCUGGCACGCAUCUGGAGGAGCUUGAACCUGCGCGGAUUGCUCGCCGGAGUGCUCGAGACUGUUCACGACGAUAGAACUGAGACGUCUCGGUUGGUACCUCGCGAGGAAAUAGAGGAAACUGAAGAAACGCAGGAGGAACGCUCGCUGGAGGAGCAGAGAGCGUUGAAAUUCUUCGAGGAUGAUUGCCUGAGAUUCGUCAAGGAAGACAUCUUCACGAACAUCAAGUUCCCCGUUGUGAUCAACUUGGCCGACGCGAUAGAUAACGUGGAGGAUCCAGAGGACACGGAGCUCGACCUUGACGUAUCGAGUAAAACGAACUUGCUCUCUCUGAUGGACGACAGACACGAAGAAGAAGAAGAAGAAGUUGAUGACGAGGACGAAGAAACAACGAGAAACGAGUACCUCGAGACGCUGCAGACGUUUUCCCCGAUAUCGAUCGUUGACAGCUACGACGCUUUCGGGAGAGUACUACACGAAGAGAGCGGAACGUCUUACUCGAAAGUGUCCUCGAACGAUCACACUCCGAUCGCGAGUGACAAGUUGAAGAAAAGGUACAUGCUGGUACGUUCGGAGCCGGUGCAGGCUCGCAGGGAGAGCUUGAAUCGUACGUACGAGAUACUGGAGGAUGUCGACGCUGAGGAAGAGCUGGUGAACGUGGAGGAAAGCAUCGACAGCGCGCAGCUGGAUGAAAUGGUCACUCUGACGGAAGAUGUCGAGGAGAUUAUUAGGAAAUUAACGAAAGAGACGGAGGAGCGCGAGGAAAUCGAGAAGAUAUACAAGCACGAGGAUGUUGAAGAGGAGAAGGAAACCGAGAAUGUGGAGUUGGAGGGCGAGGAUGACCAAGAAGAUUCUCUCGAGGGAACAAACUCGAGCGAGACGUCGGAUUUCGUGGUCGGCGAGCAAAGGAUCGUGUCCCUGUACACGAUCAUCAUUUUCUGGAUGCUGGUGUUCUGCUUUUACGCGCGACACUUCUACCAAAAGAUCUUCCUGUUCAAGCAGGCGUCGACGUCCACGUCGACCUUGAAACCGUUCGAGAUUCACGCGCCGACGUCGACGGCCACGUUCCUCGAUAAUUCGCGAUCGACGGACCAAACAGAGGGGGAAGAGCACGAAGAAGAUACGGAGGAACUGGAGGAAGACGACGAUUCGUUCGACAGGAUCGUCGACCUCGAGACGAUAGACGUUUCCCGAUUCGACGAGUACGACUCGGUGAUGAAUAUUGUCGACUGGACUCUGUACUCGAACAGUUCGAGAGUCGGACGGUUGAGCGAAGAGAUUGAAGAAGAGAAGUCCGCGUUGCGUUUGAAGAGACGAAUUUUAGGAGACAUCGAGAUCUGUCCAAACGAGUCGCCGGAAGAAGAAAUGGAAACCUCGGUGGAGUCAAGUUCGAAAAUCCAGUCGGUUUCUCUAACGUCUAGCAACGAGUCGAGUGUCGUCGAGAAACCGAAGGAACUUGAAGGAGACUCGUUGGAACUGCGUUUAGCUGCUGAAGAAAUCGAGACGUUCAGAUACAGGGCAGACGACGACUCGAGCUCGUCGGAAUCUCGUUUAACGCGCGACGAUCUGCGCGAGGCAAAAGUGAGGACAGACAGAGUUGAAGAAGUCCAAGCUGACAGCUGUGGGACAAUGUUUGUCGCGGUUGAUGAACGAUCGAGCAAAGACGAGGAUGAAGAGGAGAGAAAAGGAGAAAACGUCGAGAGAGCUAGGACAUUCGCGAAAGGAGACGAGCGCUCGAGUUCUUCGCCUCGAAAUUCAGGGGGAAAUUUCACGGAGAUGAAUUUGCGAACGAAUGACAGUUUCGAUUCCACGUGCACGGCGGUUUCGCUGGUGUCGAGGAACGCAGCUUCCGCGAUCGAUCUCAACGACUCGUCGAUGGAAGAAUUCGCGAUCGCCUCGAACGAAUCGGUCGCGUCGAACGAAGGCAGUUGAACGAAAUCCGCCACGAAUCUCUCUUUUCUUUGC